UUAACAGUGAGAUGCAGACGUGAAUAUGAGAAGUAGAUAUCGUAGACUUAAACUGACAGAUUUUAUUACAUGGGUCUUUUGUUUAAAAAUCAGUUUUUCUUAGUGCACCCUGCUGGAAGCCAUGAACAUCUACUGCUGCUACCUCACUCAACCACACCUGGAAAAAAAAUAUCUAAACUGUCCCUUUAAAUGCUAGCAAUUAGAGACUUGGUCCCAAGGCGUGAGUUUUGGGAAUAAUCUGAAUGUUUUAAAAGUUAAAUAUUUGAAGUUCCAGAGUCGACUCCGGUUUCCACACGUCUUUGUUUGUUUCUCUGUUUUCUUUGAGUCUCUGUUGUCGUCGUAGCAAACUGCUUUCAUCACAGCUCCGGGUGUGGGCGUGUGAGACACAGCAGAAGAGGACAAACAGGUUGGACUGAUCCUCAAUCAGUGGCUCCUCCCGACAGGAUCUCUGCUCGAGGACACCGGGAAAACUGACAAUCGGCUGUUCUUUGAGGGGAAAACUGUGGAUUUUUUAAAUCUCCGUCUGUGGCUCAGUAAACUCAGAGAAACAACAGGAAACAGAGACAGAGGAGGACAGAGGUUUGGUUCAACAAGCCAUAACAUGACUGACAGAGAAUUCCUCCAGCCUGAAGUCAAGCGUGUGUGUGAGGUAAAGAGGAGCAGCAGCAGCAGCAGCAGCAGAGGGCGGAGAGUCUACUUAGACGUGUAUAAACAUUAAUAACAGAUUAGUUAAAGAAAAGAAAAUAUCUUUGAGGUUGUUUAUGAGCGUGAUGCUCGCGGUGGUGCUGUGGCGCUCAGGACUGCUGCUCAGCUUCCUCACUGCCUGCGUCUGUCUGGAGCGUGACUGUGUCCUCGGUGUGGUUGGACGACCUGUGUCCCUGCCCUGCUCUCUAUCUCCACCUCCGACCCCCGCGAACGUCACCAUCGAGUGGAGGAGGGACGAGGACGUGGUGCUGCGGUCAGAGUGGACGCAGGACGGUGGACAGGUGGACGGAUGGAGCGUGAACGGAGCGUCCAUUGCCGCUGAAGCUGUUCUGACUGGAAACAUGUCUCUGCAGCUGGACACGGUCCAGCCCAGUGAGGACACAGAGUAUUAUGGUCUGUUCAUGGUGUCAGGGGAGAAUCACACAUCUCUGUGCAGCGUGUGUCUCAGAGCAGCAGCCAGUUUCAGCCUCCCACUGCUGCAGAGGGAGGAGGCGGAGCAGGGAGACGAGACGGCGUUCCUCUGUCACUCCAGUGGUGGAUUCCCUGAACCCUCCGUGUACUGGCUCAUCAACAACACAGAGGAGCCAACCGGGGGUUCAGUGUCCACGCUGGCUGCCUCACUGCCGGACUCUCACCUCUACAACGUCACCAGUCACCUGAAGGUCAACAUUUCCAAAGACGCCAACGUGUCGUGCGUCAUCGAGAACCCGACCAUGAACCAAACCUUGACGUCCACCAGUUAUGGAGUGAAGGCAGAGACGGUGAUCGGCCGAGCGUCGCAGGCCAUGUGGAUCUUCAGCACCGCGCUCUGUGUGGUGGUCGGGGUCAUGGUCAUUGUGGGCGUGGCCUAUCAGAUCAACCUGGACAGGGUCAGUAAGAGGAAGAAGAAAGAAUAUCAUCAAUACAUGAGCAGACGACCAAAGAGACGACCUUCACGUGAGGAAGAGACACAGACGAUGAAGCCUCAGUCCAGAGAGACGGACGUCUGAAAUCUGAAUCUUUGUGAAAUCGAGGCAACAGAGCACUGAUUUAUAAACUUUUAUUGUUGUGUUUAUUGAGUUCCUUAUCUCAUCACGCUGGUUAAUGUUUAGUUUAGUUUAGUUUUAGGGAUUAUUAAAAGAUUUUCACUCACAAACCUGAA
Molecule: messenger RNA, 1846 nt
Organism: Solea senegalensis (Senegalese sole)
Lineage: Eukaryota; Metazoa; Chordata; Actinopteri; Pleuronectiformes; Soleidae
Product: ICOS ligand-like
Exons: 5
Coding region: 762-1694 (310 amino acids)
Source: RefSeq, a predicted model, not a curated record